AGAGGGCGCGCGGAGCGGGAACCAAUGGAGGAGGGGCGAGCGGAAGAGAGGGAGAAUGCCGAAGAGUCUGAAGCUCCAGGGGAACUAGGGGUUGAAAUAUCUGCAGAGCGUCAUCAGCGACCUCUCGGAUUGCCCACUCAAGCCUUUCCCACAAUCUUUGGGAGCCACCCCUGUCAUUUCUAGAGAGAAGCUUCAGGGGAUGCCUUUCUGAUAAUAGCAUCAAAGAAGGACCAAAGGAAAAGGACGUUUCUCGAAAGGCCACUGGCACCACAUCUUUAAAAUGACCCAUUUCAGGGAUCCCAGGAAAUACAAAACUGCACUGAGGCCGGAAGUACAUUUGCCCCUAUAAACUAUGGCAGAAAGCUUGCUCGUCUCCAAGGGAACAACACGUAAUUAAGCUUUGGAAUUAUUUUGCGCACGCGCAGAAGCACACGCCACCGGAAGUUACCGGGCCCCUACCAAAGCGGCUGGUUUAGCGUGCGUGCGCGGUAGGUUCUUCCUCCGCUGUGUUGUGGAAAUGGUGGAGAAGAAAACUUCGGGUUUCUUCUAUUACUCAGUCCGGCCUCAACUUGGACUUACUUUCCUCUGGAACGUCUUUCUGACUACCCCAAGUCCAGUUCGCUCCCAGGACCCUGGACAGCGGCGGGUCCUGGACAGGGCUGCCCGGCAGCGCCGCAUCAACAGGCAGCUUGAGGCCUUGGAGAAUGACAACUUCCAGGAUGAUCCCCACGCCGGACUCCCCCAGCUUGGCAAAAGACUGCCUCAAUUUGAUGAUGAUGCAGACACUGGAAAGAAAAAGAAGAAAACUCGAGGUGAUCAUUUUAAACUUCGCUUCCGGAAAAAUUUCCAGGCAUUGUUGGAGGAGCAGAACCUGAGUGUGGCCGAGGGCCCCAACUACCUGACAGCUUGUGCGGGACCCCCAUCCCGGCCCCAGCGCCCCUUCUGUGCUGUAUGCGGCUUCCCCUCUCCGUACACCUGUGUCAGCUGUGGCGCCCGGUACUGCACCGUGCGCUGUCUGGGCACUCACCAGGAGACCAGGUGCUUGAAGUGGACCGUGUGACCAUGGAUAUCCCUGGAGAGGAAGGCCCUCCGUGCAUCAUCACCCUGGCCUUGGAGAGGACAUCAAAAGGAAAGGUGCUCCCCUGGACCAAGAGAAGAACUGUUCACUCACCCAACAAACCUCAUGUCUUAUCCCCCAGGGAAGACCAGUCUUACCCCCAGGCAUGUGGCAGGAAAGCGGGCCAGCCCUCAGGGUACUGUCCACUGUCUCGUGUCGGGAGACACCUGCCUUCUGGUCAUACGGUGUUUUGGGGAUGAGGGUGAUUGGUCAUGUCUUUCUCCUCCCCAUUUGGGGGGACUUUCUUGGGGCUGGCCCAAAUGUUCUGGUGUCUUCCUGAAGAACUGCUUGCUCUUUCUCUGGAGACUUACAGUUGGGAAAGUGGCGUUGGUGACAGCUUUGUGUUGAGUGGUGGUGAGAACGGGGCUUACAGACAGUCUCAAGUGUGGUGGUUUUAAAAGAUGGCUGAAGGCUCUAGCUAGUGUGGCUCGGUGGAUUGAGAGCUGGCCUGCAAACUAAAGGGUCGCUGGUUCGAUUCCCAGUCAGGGCACAUGCUUGGGUUGGAGUCUAGGUCCCCAGUAGUGGGCGUGCAAGAGACAAACACACAUUGAUAUUUCCCUCCCUUCCCCUCUCUCUAAAAAUAAAUGAAAUCUUAAAAGAUGGCUGUA
Molecule: messenger RNA, 1725 nt
Organism: Artibeus jamaicensis (Jamaican fruit-eating bat)
Lineage: Eukaryota; Metazoa; Chordata; Mammalia; Chiroptera; Phyllostomidae
Gene: ZNHIT1
Product: zinc finger HIT-type containing 1
Exons: 6
Coding region: 518-1060 (180 amino acids)
Biological process (GO): chromatin remodeling
Cellular component (GO): Swr1 complex
Molecular function (GO): nucleosome binding
Source: RefSeq, a predicted model, not a curated record